CAGAUAACAUCAAGUUCAAGUGAGGUGGAACGGUAGAAGAAAGGACAACAUAAUUGACAGGUACCAUUAUCCGUUUGCCUUCACUUAUUAUCAAACGGCAUUGCCGUUUACAACUACCGAACUACACUCGCAAAGCAACAGAAUUUCGCUGCACUUUCACAAUGGCCGAAGGAGAAUCAAAGCCGCGCGUCGCCCUCGUCACAGGCAUUACUGGACAGGAUGGGUCUUAUCUAGCUGAACUCCUUUUGUCCAAAGGCUACAAGGUCCAUGGCAUCAUCCGCCGUGCCAGCACAUUCAACACUGGCAGGAUCUCUCACUUGUAUGAGAAGCCGGAGCUACACAAGGGUGGACCCAUGAAGCUUCAUUAUGGCGACAUGACAGACUCUAGCUGCUUGGUGAAGAUCAUAAGCGAGGUUCAACCAACUGAAAUUUACAACUUAGCUGCACAAAGUCACGUCAAGGUCUCGUUUGACUUGAGUGAAUACACUGCUAACGUAGAUGGCGUAGGCACUCUGAGAAUGCUGGAUGCUAUUAGAACCUGCGGCCUUGGUGACACGGUUCGCUUCUAUCAGGCCUCCACUAGUGAACUGUACGGAAAGGUUCAGGAGAUUCCCCAGCGCGAAACAACGCCUUUCUACCCUCGUUCUCCUUAUGCUGCCGCCAAGCUGUACGCAUACUGGAUCAUUAUCAACUACCGCGAAGCCUACGGCAUGCAUGCAUCCAAUGGUAUCUUGUUCAACCACGAGAGUCCCCGUCGUGGCGAGACAUUCGUCACUCGCAAGAUCACGAGAGCCGUUGCCAAGAUCUCGCUAGGCCAGGAAGAGGAGCUGAGCUUAGGCAACCUAGACUCCAAACGCGAUUGGGGACACGCUAAGGACUAUGUCUAUGCAAUGUGGUUGAUUCUGCAGCAGGAGAAGCCCGAUGACUUUGUCAUUGGCACCGGCAAUGUUCACAGUGUGCGCACCUUUGUUGAGCUCUCCUUCAAGGAGAUUGGUGUUGAGAUUGCGUGGGAAGGAGAAGGUGUCGAGGAGAUUGGCAAGGACAAAGCCACCGGUGUAGUGCGCGUGCGUGUUGAUCCACGAUUCUACCGGCCCACAGAAGUGGAAUUCCUCCAGAGUGACCCGACAAAGGCAAAGGAAAAGCUCGGCUGGACAUUCACAGUGACGUUGGAAGAGCUGGUGAAGGAAAUGGUACAGUCUGACCUUGAGCUGAUGAAGAAGGAUCCGCUUGCUUGAGUGGGCAAUUCAGCCUAUCAACAACGGUAUGAGAUUAGGAUGACAACGUCUAGCAAAUUUAUUUCAUUUUGGCAUUACUCUGUAAAUUACUGAUUUUGUAGCAUUUUAUGUUGACUUUAUCCUCUCUUUUUUUUAGCAGUACCUCUCUAUCACACCAAGCCAGGACGGUUUUCGUCGUAUUUCUAUACAAAUAUCUUCAUUUAUUCCAGUCACCUGCACCGAAUGUGUGCAUGUGAUCCUUUAGUCAACAUGCUCGGCUUAGGAGAGCAUUUGUGUAGGCGCGCGUCCAUUGCCUGGCGCGUUCUCUUCCUUUCCUCCUGUCGCAUACAGCUGUAAAUCAUGAGACCACAGUUAGAUUGUGAUUUUCAAACAACAACAAAAAAUCAGCUCAAUUAUUUAA
This is a messenger RNA of Sycon ciliatum, 1635 nucleotides long. RefSeq names its product GDP-mannose 4,6 dehydratase-like. The transcript has 11 exons. Gene Ontology annotation, biological process: GDP-mannose metabolic process. Gene Ontology annotation, molecular function: GDP-mannose 4,6-dehydratase activity. The coding region runs from base 162 to 1235 and encodes 357 amino acids. Gene Ontology annotation, cellular component: cytoplasm. Lineage: Eukaryota; Metazoa; Porifera; Calcarea; Leucosolenida; Sycettidae. The record is from RefSeq and is a predicted model, not a curated record.